This is a messenger RNA of Amphimedon queenslandica, 287 nucleotides long. RefSeq names its product glutamate--cysteine ligase-like. Gene Ontology annotation, molecular function: glutamate-cysteine ligase activity. Gene Ontology annotation, cellular component: glutamate-cysteine ligase complex. NCBI's taxonomy places the organism in Eukaryota, Metazoa, Porifera, Demospongiae, Haplosclerida, Niphatidae. The transcript is spliced from 2 exons. Gene Ontology annotation, biological process: glutathione biosynthetic process. The annotation marks the transcript as partial. The record is from RefSeq and is a predicted model, not a curated record.
AUCUGAUCUGCAGCUCAGAAAAAGAUCAUGGGUCUGCUCUCUGAAGGAAAGCCUCUCUCCUGGGAAGAGACGAAGAAGAAUGCCUGGAAGGUACACAAAGUCGGGAUACAGCAGUUCAUAUCUCUGUUUCACAAACUGAAGGACCGCAAAGGCGAUACACUGAAAUGGGGAGACGAGGUGGAAUACAAUCUGAUUAGUCUUGAUGAAGAGAAGAAAGUAGCAAAGCUCUCUCUUCUCGGCCCUCAGAUACUUGAAGUCUUACAGAAACCAGAAUCAGAUGACCCUCU